Molecule: messenger RNA, 4341 nt
Organism: Closterium sp. Naga37s-1
Lineage: Eukaryota; Viridiplantae; Streptophyta; Zygnematophyceae; Desmidiales; Closteriaceae
Source: the annotation of a GenBank genome assembly
AUGGCACGUUCAGACGUUGUUCCUGGAGGACGCGCGGGGAAGGCGAUGGCAGCCGCUGCUGCCGCCGCGGGUGGCGGCGGUGGCUCGUCCGUGUCGUUGCAGGACGCGGAUAAGAAGAGUCAUCGCGCAGCGCGGUCAGGGCCGGCGGCGGAGCGCAAGAAGGAGAAGGAUAAGAAGAAACGCGGCGUGGACGACGACGCGGAGGAACGCGAGAACCCGCGCGCGUUUGCUUUCCGCUCGUCGCGUCGAGCCAAGCUACAGGUGGCGAGGCGGGUGGAGCUGCAGCAGCGGCGCAUGCACGCGCCCAGUGCUGCUGCCACACGCGCACAGGCGCUGGAACCACCUCCGUUCGUGGUGCUUGUGCAGGGUCCUCCCAAGGUGGGCAAGACGACGCUCAUCCGCUCGCUGAUAAAGCACUACACCAAGCACAACAUUCCAGACGUCAAGGGACCCAUCACUGUCGUCUCAGGCAAGAAGCGGCGGCUGCUCUUCAUUGAGUGCAGCGGCAGCGUGCACGCCAUGCUCGAUGCGGCCAAGUUUGCAGACCUCGUGCUGCUGCUCAUCGAUGGCAGCUUCGGCUUCGAGAUGGAGACCUUUGAGUUUCUGAACAUGCUGCAGGUGCACGGCUUUCCCAAGGUCAUGGGCGUGCUGACGCACCUGGACGGCUUCAGAGACCCGCGCAAGCUCAAGAAGACCAAGAAGACACUCAAGCACCGCUUCUGGACCGAGAUCUACGAUGGAGCAAAGUUGUUCUACCUCUCGGGGCUCAUUCACGGCAGGUACCCCAAGCGCGAGGUGCUGAAUCUGGCUCGGUUCAUUUCAGUUGCCAAGUUCCGUCCCCUCUCCUGGAGAACAGCCCAUGGCUAUGUGGUGGCUGAUCGGGUGGAAGAUCUGACGGAGACGGAGGAUGUUCGGAGAAACCCUAAAUGUGAUCGGACGGUCGCGAUUUACGGUUACUUGCGCGGUUGCAAUCUGAAGCAGGGCUUUAAGGUGCAUAUUGCUGGGGUGGGUGACGUGGCAGUGGAGAGUAUUACGCAGCUGCCCGACCCUUGCCCGCUGCCCGACGCGAAAAAGAAGCGGAGUUUGAACGAGCGGGAGAAGCUGCUUUAUGCGCCGAUGGCUGAUAUAGGGGAUAUACUGUACGAUAAAGAUGCGGUUUAUAUUAAUAUUCCGGAUCAUCAGGUGCAGUAUUCUAAGGUUGAGGAGAAGGAAAGAGGAGGAGGGAAAGAGGAGGACGAGGAGUGGUCAGAUGAGGGAGAGGGGGGUGUGGGGGGGAAAAGAGAGGAAGAUGAUGAGGAGGAGGAGGAUGAAGAGGAGGAGGGGGAGGGGGAAGGGAAAGGAGGGAAAGGGAAGGGGGGAGGUGGAAAGCAGAAGGAUGAGGGAGAGGAGAUGGUGAAAACGCUGCAGGCUGCUGACGUGGCAGUUGAUGAUAAGCUGAAAUCGAGCGCGAUCUCGCUGUUCAAAUGGACGGCCCCGAUUCGAGAUGUGAGCGAGGUGGAGGGCGGGAGAGAGGAGGAGAUGGGUGGGGUGGAGGAGGAUGGAGAGGGGAGUGAUGAGGAUGAGAGCGAGGGAGAGGAACAGGAGGAUGAGGGAGAGGAGGGGGAGGAGGAAACGGGACUGAAGGAGGAAAGGAGGAGGGAUUCGAAGGGAAGGAUGAGGCGUGCUGUAGUGUUUGGUGGUGAUGAUGCUGAGGAGGAGGACGAGGAGGAGGAAGAUGAGGAGGAGGAUGAGGAUGAUGGAGAGGAGGAUGAAGAGGGGUGGGAGCUAGAAGAGGAAGGAAAGGAGGGAGGUGCAAUGGAGGAGGAAGAUGAAAUGGAUGAGGAAAUGGAAGAGGAGGAGGAAGAGGAUGAAGACGAAGAGGAGGAGGAGGAGGAUGAGGAGGAUGGUGUGAAAGAGCCAACGAGGCAGCAGCUAGAGAAGUGGGCUGAUAGGGAGGCCGUGGAAAAUGAGGGAACAGACUCUGAGGAAGAUGAUGAUGAUGGGGAGGAUGAGGAUGAGGAGGAGGAGGAGGAGGAGGAGGAGGACGGUGAAGAGGAGGAAGGAGGGAAGGUAGUGGGAUUGAAAAAAGAUGUUUUGCAGGCCGAGAAAGGGGAGGCUGCGGCCAAGUGGAAGGAAGGCUUGGCUGCUCGGGCAGCCAAAAUGUUUUCGAGAAAGCUGAGCCUGAUGGAGCUGGUUUACGGGCAGAAGGGCGGCGGUGGCAUGAAAGGAAAAGGAAAAGGCUUUGGGAUAGGAGCUAGUGGUGAGGGAAGUGAGGAGGAGGAGGAUGAGGAGCAGGAAGAGGAGGAAGAGGAGCUUUUUCGGCCAAGGAGGAAGCAGCAGGACGGGUCUUCCUCCGCUUCCCAAGCUGCACUCACUGAUGAUAUAGAUGCGGAGGACUGUGUGCGAGUGCGUCCAGAUGCAUUGAACCUGGCGCAGUGGGACGAUCCCGAGGUGGUCGAAUCCCUCAGGGACCGGUUUGUGACUGGGAACUGGUCCAAGGCGGGUGAGAGGCGGCGCAAGGGGGGAGCUAAGGGGAAGAAAGGCGGGGGAGAGGACGGGGGGAGUGAUGGGGAGGAGGAUGGGGAUGGGGAGGAGGAUGAGGAGGAUGAUGUGUUUGGCGAUUUUGAAGAUCUAGAGACUGGGGAGAAAUUUGGACCUGGGGGGAAAGGGGAGGGGGGAGGUGGGGGAGCAGGAGCAGGAGGGGGAGGAGGGGGAGGGAGGAUGAGUGAGGAGGAGAGGGAGAAGGCAGAGGCAGAGGAGAGGCGGCUGAAGAAGCUUGCUUUGCGUGCCAACUUUGAUUCCAAAUAUCCUCUCACACGCCCUCUCACCUGCUUUCUCUCACACGCCCUCUCACCUGCUUUCUCUCACACGCCCUCUCUCACGCUUUCCUACCACCCCUUUCGUACUCAUUCCAGAAUCCGGGAGGAGGACGAGGAGGAGGGAGGGGAGGAUGGGGAAGGGGAGGAGGGCGAAGGCAAGAAGUUUCCUGGAAGGGAUCCGGAGGAGAAGGACUACAUUGAUAUUUUGAAGGAGCAGCUGGAAGCGAGGAAGCAGAGGACGGAGGCGGCUCUAGCAGAGGUGGACGAGGCUACCCGCGUGGCAAUGGAGGGCUUCCCCGUGGGCGCGUACCUGCGCCUGCUGUUCCGUGCACUGCCGGGAGAAUUCAUGCUGCACUUUGACCCGCGGGUUCCCGUGCUUGUGGGAGCAGUUCCACCCACGGAGGAAACGCUCGGAUACCUGAGGGUGCGGAUGAAGAAGCACCGGUGGCACCGGAAAGUCCUCAAAACGCGCGACCCCCUGGUCCUGUCAGCAGGAUGGCGGCGCUUCCAGUCCGUGCCCGUGUUCGCCAUGGAGGAUACCAACGGGCGGCACCGGCUCAUCAAAUACACCCCCGAGCACAUGCACUGCCUCGCUGUCAUGUGGGCGCCGCUGCUGCCCCCGAAUACUGGGCUGCUUGCGCUGUCGUCUGGUGCUGCCAGUGGUAGCAGCAAGCAGGCGUCCUUCCGCAUUAGCGCCACAGGAGUGGUGUUGGAGCAGCAGCAGUCAGCGCAGGUGGUGAAGAAGCUGAAGCUGGUGGGCACGCCCGUGAAGAUCUUCCGUCACACCGCGUUCAUCAAGGACAUGUUCUCCUCCCAGCUCGAGGUGGCGCGAUUCGAGGGGGCGGCUGUGCGGACCGUGUCGGGCAUUCGCGGGCAGAUCAAGAAGGCUCUAAAACACGGGCAAGGCCCAGAAGGCAGUGUGAGGUGCGCCUUUGAGGACAAGAUUCUGAUGAGCGACAUUGUCUUCCUGCGCGCCUGGGUCAAGGUCACCGUGCCCAAGCUAUACAACCCUGUCUGCACGCUGCUCCAAUCAGCAAGCGCCACGUGGCAAGGCAUGAAGACCGUGGCGGAGCUCAGGCGGGAGCAGCAGCUGCCCAUCCCCGUUAACAAGGACUCCCUUUACAAGCCCAUCGAGAGGCGCCCGCGCUCCUUCAACCCUCUCAAGAUUCCCGCGAAGCUGCAGGCUGCUCUGCCCUUCUCUUCCAAGCCUAAGGACGAGGCUCGGCGCACAACACCGAGCCUGGAGCAGCAGCGGCCGGCAGUGGUGAUGGAGCCUCAGGAGAGGCGGCUGCACACUAUGGUGCAGCAGCUCAACACCAUCAAGAACCAAAAGGUGAAGAAGCGGAGGGAGACGACGCGCAAGAAGCGAGCGGAGUAUGAGAAGCGCAAGGCAGCAGACGAGGAGGAGCAGAAGUACAGGCGUCGUGAGGAGAAGAGGGAGAAGUACAGGAAGGAGGCAAAGAGGAAGUUUGGGGGUGGUAGGGGUGGGGAUGAUGAUGGGGGGCAGCCUGGAAAGAGGGGUCGCGGGCUGCAAGCCGACUAA